Messenger RNA from Maniola jurtina (meadow brown), 1400 nucleotides. Its product is annotated as apolipoprotein D-like. Lineage: Eukaryota; Metazoa; Arthropoda; Insecta; Lepidoptera; Nymphalidae. The transcript is spliced from 5 exons. The record is from RefSeq and is a predicted model, not a curated record. Bases 158 to 1090 code for a protein of 310 amino acids. Gene Ontology annotation, molecular function: pigment binding.
UCCUGUGCCCAUGCCUGGCAAUGUCUGUAAAAACUGCAGCUAUUAUUGCAUAUCUACAUUUCCAAUAUCAACGAUGGGAUAAUAUAAAUCAGCCUAGAAAUACAUUAGAGCCCUCCAGACCGGUUCACGGGGAGGGUAUAUAAACGAGGGUAGGGACAUGGGACAUCAUUCCCGUCACAGCCCUUGCUCCUGUCUGAUCUUCAAGAUGCUGAGGCUCUCGGUACUGCUUCUGGUCGCGACUGCGUCGGCGCAGAUCCCUUCGCUAGGAUGGUGUCCAGACUAUCAGCCGAUGGCGAACUUCAACGUGAACCGUUUUCUGGGCACGUGGUAUGAAGCUGAGCGCUUCUUCACGGUCUCCGAGCUUGGCUCCCGCUGCGUCACCACGAAGUACGAGAGCACUCCUGAGGGCAGGAUACUCGUCAACAAUGAGAUCACCAACGCCUUAACCGGAUUGAAGCGUGUGAUGGGAGGAUCCCUCCAAAUGAUCGGAAGGGAGGGCGAAGGCCGCUUAAUCAUCAAGUACUCCACGCUGCCGAAUUCCUACGACAAUGAGUAUAGCAUCCUCGACACUGACUACGAGAGUUAUGCCGUCAUGUGGUCUUGCAGCGGUAUUGGACCUGUACAUAUCCAAAACGCCUGGAUCCUAACCAGAGACAGGCUAGCUCCACCUAUGGUUAUGCAGUUCGCUUACGGUGUUCUUGACCGCUACCACAUCAGCCGGACCUUCUUCGUGAAGACCAACCAGGCUGACUGCAACGUCCUGCCAAGCCCAGCUGCUGACCCCUUGAGUGUCAAGACUGAAGACAUCAUCGAUGCCAAGAAUGCUCCCAUUGCAAGCGCUGAUAUAAUUGAUGUUGAAGAGAAAUCCAAGCCUGUUGUGAAGAAAGAGGUACCCGUCCCUGAGAACCCACAAGUGCGUUCAGCUCUUGCCGAGAUAACCGAAGAAGCCAAGCCUAUAGAGAUCGCCAACUUGAUUAUUGAAAAGAAAGACGAGAAGAUGAAAAUCGAAAAACCGGAAGAAAUGAAAAUCGAAAAACCCGAGAAACCCGAAAUGGAGAAAAUGCCAGCGGAAAAAUCUAUCCCAAAAUAAGUUAUAUCAGGGCCGUGUCAUAAGUGAUAGUUAAGGCCAUGACGCUCACGUGUGAUGGGAUUUUUGGCUUUCCGCUUAUGACAUCGGCAAAUCCGUGGCCCUGGGUUUAGCAAUAAAAAACGUGUCCACUCGUCUAAAUGGCUAUUUGAUUUUCUAUCUAAAUGUUGGGCUAUUGUACCAAAUACUUCUUGAAUAAGAUGCGUGAUGAAUGAUAUUUUGUGAACCACUUAGUAAUAGAUAGGUACGUAAAUAGUCAAUGAAAUUGAUAGAAAUUUUUGCAAACGUUGGAGUAAAUAAAUUUUUAAAAAUA